Setaria italica (foxtail millet) is the source of this 2089-nucleotide messenger RNA. RefSeq lists its product as uncharacterized. NCBI's taxonomy places the organism in Eukaryota, Viridiplantae, Streptophyta, Magnoliopsida, Poales, Poaceae. The coding region runs from base 16 to 1689 and encodes 557 amino acids. The record is from RefSeq and is a predicted model, not a curated record. Gene Ontology annotation, molecular function: hydrolase activity, hydrolyzing O-glycosyl compounds. The transcript has 4 exons.
CACAAACUAAUCACCAUGGCGGCCUCCAGCCCCCCCACCCCACUGCUCCUCACCCUCCUCCUCCUACCCGCGCUCGCCGCCGCGGCCUCGCUCCCGGCGCUUCCGCUGUCUACGGCUUCGCGGUGGUUGGUGGGCGCGGACGGGCGGCGCGUGAAGCUGGCGUGCGCGAACUGGGCGUCGCACCUGGAGCCGGCGGCCGCGGAGGGCCUGUCGCGGCGCGGCGUCGAGGGCAUCGCGGGGCGCGUGGCCGCCAUGGGGUUCAACUGCGUCAGGCUCACCUGGCCUACCUACCUCGCCACCAACGCCACGCUCGCGUCGCUGCCGUUUCGGUGGUCGCUGGAGCGGCUCGGCAUGCGGGAAUCCGUCGCCGGCGUGCGGGUCAACAACCCCGCCCUCCUCGACCUGCCCCUCAUCGAUGUGUUCCGGGAAGUGGUCUCAGCUUUGGGCAGCAAAAGUAUUAUGGUCAUACUUGAUAACCAAAUGACCACUCCGGGAUGGUGCUGCAGCAGAACUGACGGCAAUGGCUUCUUUGGAGACAAGUAUUUCGACCCUGACGAAUGGUUGAAAGGGCUCAAUGCAAUGGCAACUAUUUUUAACGACACAAAAAAUGUUGUGGGCAUGAGCUUGCGGAAUGAGCUUCGAGGGCCCAAUCAAAAUAUUAGUUUGUGGUACAGGUACAUGCAACUAGGUGCUGAAGCUGUGCAUGCAGCAAACCCUAAUGUCCUGGUUAUUUUAUCAGGCCUGGAUUUUGACAACACUCUCAGCUUCUUGCACUCUAAAAAACCUGAGUUACGAUUUACUGGGAAGUUAGUUUUUGAGCAACAUUGGUAUGGUUUCUCAGAUGGCGGCCAUUGGGAAAUUCUGAAUCAAAACGAUGCUUGUAGGAUGGUUGUUGAUUCCAUAUGGGCUAAAGGAUUAUUCCUACUUCAACAAGGCUGGCCAUUAUUUUUCUCUGAGUUUGGGUUUGAUAUGUCUGGCACGCAUAUUGGUGACAAUCGCUAUCUUACUUGCUUUUUAAGUGUGGCAGCCGAAAUGGAUCUGGACUGGGCAAUUUGGGCUCUGCAAGGGAGUUACUAUAUCAGAGAAGGUAUUUUGGCUUAUGAUGAAUCAUAUGGAUUGCUGUCAUGGGACUGGUGUACAGCUAGAAAUCCCAGCUUCAUUAAAAGGAUCAAUUCCCUACAAUCACCAUUUCAAGGUCCUGGUCUCCCAAACAGUAGAGAGCCAUACAACUUAAUAUUCCACCCCCAAACUGGGCUGUGUGUCUUGGCAACGUCUUCAAAGUCACUCGAGCUUGGUCCAUGCGACAGAUCAAAUGCCUGGAAUUACACCUCAGCAUACGAGCUAGUGGUGAAAAGCACAGGACAAUGCCUCCAGGCGAAGUCUGUGGGCGAGAAUGCAAAGCUUGGCACUGAUUGCAGCAAACCCAGUUCAAAGUGGCAGCUGAUAUCAAAUUCGAGGAUGCACGUCUCAGCUGAGCUCACCAAAAAUGGAACCAGGGUGUGCUUGGAUGCCGGCCCUGACGGUGCCAUCAUCACAAAUCAGUGCAAGUGCCUAAUCAUCGAUCCAGCCUGUAACCCUGAGAGCCAGUGGUUCAAAGUGAUUUUAAGCAGCAGGGAUACGCCUGGAGGCUCUUCCAUCUUGCAGUUGCCGUCAGUUGGACCUUGGCCUCCAACAUCACUUAGUUAUUGACAGUUUGAGAGCAGCUCAUGUUCAUUUACUGUGGUCAAGGAGGAAUACGACUGAGAAUUGCGUCAAAAUUCAGCAAAGUUGUUCAAGCCCGUUGGAUCACUGUGUCGCACUGCAAUCUGGAAUAGAAUGUACAAUAUGCAUGCUCAAAGUUCAUUCAAGUCUUACCCAAGAAAAGGUGAAGAGAUGAAGCGGAGAUUGUUAACUGUGCCAUUGGUGUUAUGGAGUAUCGUCGUUUGGAGCUCUUGCAUUUACCGAGAUAAAUCUCGUUUGUACAAAAACACAGUAAAUAAAUAAGUUCAUCGAUAUUUACCGAGACAUAACGAUUGCAUUUGCCUUCGGUUUUCGAUAAACCAGAAGGUAACCAUGGUGCGAAGUGUGAGCAUGAAUCAGCUUUAGAACA